AAAGCUAGCUAGUUACAUUAAUUCUUGUAUCCAACACGUACGUACAAUGGCUGCUAAUGAUAUGAGAUCAGUUGCAACUCUCCUUAUGUUCCUCAAUAUCUCCAUGUACGUCGUGCUUCUAGGCCUUGGUGGUUGGGCCAUGAACCGAGCCAUCGAUCAUGGUUUCAUCAUUGGUCAAGGGUUCGAUUUGCCUGCUCAUUUCUCGCCUAUAUACUUCCCAAUUGGAAACGCAGCCACUGGUUUCUUUGUGACGUUUUCAUUAAUUGCUGGUGUUGUUGGUGUUGCAUCCUCCAUUGCUGGCUUUGACUAUAUUCGUUCUUGGAAUCCUGAUUCUCGACCUGCAGCAACUUCUGCUGCCGUUAUUGCAUGGGGACUUACUCUGCUUUCCAUGGGGUUUGCAUGGAAGGAAAUCGAGCUUGAAGGCAGAAAUGCGACACUGAGAACAAUGGAGGCAUUCUCGAUUAUCCUCUCCGUUACUCAAUUCCUAUAUACAAUUGUUCUUUACGGAUGAUGAUCAAGGCAAUUAUAUCCAUGAGUUUGAAUCAUAUACAUGUGUUGCAGAGUAUUCAUGUUUAAAGUCACAUUUUCUUAUUAAUUUCUUUCAUAUUUUUUGUGAUUAUAUAUGAUUGAUUGUAUUUAUAAGAUUCUAAAUAGAAUUCGGUUGAAGAUAAA
Lactuca sativa (garden lettuce) is the source of this 672-nucleotide messenger RNA. Its product is annotated as membrane protein PM19L. Lineage: Eukaryota; Viridiplantae; Streptophyta; Magnoliopsida; Asterales; Asteraceae. The record is from RefSeq and is a predicted model, not a curated record.